Messenger RNA from Nerophis lumbriciformis (worm pipefish), 3054 nucleotides. The record is from RefSeq and is a predicted model, not a curated record. NCBI's taxonomy places the organism in Eukaryota, Metazoa, Chordata, Actinopteri, Syngnathiformes, Syngnathidae.
AUGAAGAGUGAAGUGCCCUCUGAGGCCUCCAGCAGACAGGAGCAUCUAAAGGAGCCGCUGGUGAACCCAGAGCCAAUGGAGGCAGCUAAGAGUUUUUCUAGCAACAUGGAGGUAAUUGGAAUGGCAGGCAGUGAGUUUGCCACUCUGUGUUCCGAAUCGAGGCACCGGACCUUGAGGGACACGGCGGCUCGCAAGGACUCGGAGCGAGGCCUCUCGGCACGUAGAAAAAGGAAGGUCCAACAAGCAGGACCGUCUGAAUGCUCCCUAAAAGUUGCCCAUCUCAGUGAGACUUCUGUGCCCUCUCAGCGUUCCAGAGAAGAACUCUUACGUCAUUCUAGCGAGGACGAACAUAAUCACGAGUCAUCUUUUAGCGACUGUGCCUCGUCUCCUUCAUCUAGCUUGAGAUUCGGUGACUCGGACACGCUGAGCUCUGAGGAGGAUGCGGAACCCGGACCGACAGAGGGCCAAGAAAAAGGCGCCGUCCUCACAACGGGAGCCACUGGAGUCAGUCUUCGCCCUGUCGCGGGUCGAACGAGGCGGAUCCGCUCGCACAAGUGGGUGCGGACCGAGGCGGAGCCGGUUUUGCUUAAGCGGCAGUGUUUGAGCAGUCGACGGCCUUUGCAUAGGAAACGAUUUGUGAAAUCAGUUCCUGGGGGAGGCCAGCGCACACAGAAACAAAAGGAUAGACUACUACUGCAGAGGAAGAAACGAGAAGUCAUUGCACGGCGAAAAUACGCUUUACUCAAUAGCACAAGCAGUUCAAGUGAAGAGCUAAGCAGUGGCUCGUCGUCCCCGUCCUCGACCGAAGUAGAGGAUGAGCUGUACGUGGACGUCAGCAGCACCAGCAGCCAGCCCAACAGUGCUGCAGUAGCCACAGGUGCUCUAGAUGAAGAUGUGGUGGUGAUUGAGGCUACUCCAGCUCCAGCACCUGCUGUCCCUGCCAGUGAAGAGAUCAACGUCACCUCGACAGAUAGUGAGGUUGAAAUCGUUACAGUUGGAGAUGGUUUCAGGUCGCGCUCUUUGGGUGGUCUUGGUCGGAUAUGGGCUAGCAGUUGUUCGCAGAACCGUCUCCAGGAGCCCAGAGGACGUCACAGACUUUCCACCGUCAUUCAGCCCUUGCGCCAGAAUUCUGGGGAGGUGGUGGACCUAACCGUGGAUGAAGAUGACCUCUCUGUUGUGCCAACAACCUCUGGCAGCAUUCACCCUCAAACGGUCAGGUCGUCCUCAUCUUCAUCUUCCCAGCAUGCCUCUACCUCAGAGCUCAAUGAUGCCGCGGGCCCCUCCACUAGCUGCCCGGGCUCAAUACCCGACAGUAUGCACACACCAAGGCCGAGUGCCUCGACUCGAACAGCCGCAGAGGAUGACAGCAGACCAGGUUUAUCGGGUUCCGCAGAAAACGCAGGAACAGCCAUGCCUAGGCUGCCUUCGUGCUGUCAGCAGCACUCGCCCUGUGGAAGACCAUCGCCUGGUCAUCUGUCACUUAGCCACACGCAUUCGAGCUGCAUGCAGGCCUCGUCGGCCCAGGCCAAUAGCUCCCAGCACGGUCACGGCAACUCGCACCAUUUCGUCCUUCAUGUCCACCACCCCACACCACAGCCGCCGGGCACCCUGCCUUUCCAAGAGUCCAGCUGUGCAGUGGAAAGGCCCAGUGCACUGCCUGCACCCUGUGGAGUGAGCGGCAACGCUGGUGCCGGGGGCAAUAAUGCAGCCCAUUACCACGACCAGCAAACUCUGCCAGUGGACCUGAGCAACAGUAGCGUGCGAAGCAGCGGGGCUAGUUUCCAUGGCAGCACAUCAGCCUUUGACCCCUGCUGCCCAGGCUCGACCUCACGACCUCCCGCGUACGUUUCCCAGGCCACUCCAGGACCAAGCCAGCCAGCUGCGGUGGACUCCUUCAGCAACGACAUAGUGGCUCAGCCGCAAACGCAGCUUCAGCAGCCGUGCAGACAUUACAUACACCCCUCAUAUGGCUCUUUGGCACGCUCAUUGCAUCAUCAACCCUCUACCGCCUGUCCCCAUUCUCAUGGGAACCCCCAACUUCCAGCUCAGCCCCCUCCACAGGGCGAUUAUGUCCUUCCCCACAACGUCCACUCUUUUCACCCGCCGCUGCCAUCCCACCCUUCUGGGCACGCCGUAUCCAGCGCCCCUCCUCUCACCGCCCACCACCUCCCCGGUUCGAGCGCCCCGCUCGCCCAGCACCUGCCCGCAGACCAUCAGACUCUGCCGCAUCAAAUGCCAUCAAUGAUUUCAGUUCAAAGGCUCCAUCAACAUGAAAUGUUGCAAAGAAUGGAGGUCCAGAGGCGCAGAAUGAUGCAGCACCCCACCCGAGCGCACGAGCGCCCUCCUCCUCAUCCUCACAGAAUGCACCCCAACUACGGCCACGGGCACCACAUCCACGUGCCGCAAACCAUGUCUUCCCACCCUCGCCAGCCGGAGCAGAGGACUGCGUGGGAGCUCGGCAUAGAGACUGGAGUGACGGUGGCGCCGUACCCUUCGGGGCACCUGCACUCCCACCUGCACCACUACCACCCCACCUCCAGACUGCACCACUUCCCCAUUCCCUUCAUGCACACUGGCAUAUCUGAAGUCACCUACCCGCACAUUCGCUACAUCUCAUCUAGAAUGACAGGCUUUGGAAGAACCUAUGAGGACCUGCUGCAUUUAGAGGAAAGACUGGGGACUGUGAACCGAGGAGCCUCUCAGGGAACCAUAGAGAGGUGCACUUACCCACAUAAAUACAAAAAGAAGGUGUUGGAGAGAGACAUUGACCAACAGUUAACCCCCGAAGCUUGGGCCUCUAUUGGGAAAAAUAUGCACGCAACCCCUGAAUCGAGAAAGCUGCACGGCAAGCAGGAGGAAGACGAGGGGGCGGACGAAGACACGGAGGAGAAAUGCACCAUCUGUUUGUCCAUACUGGAGGAGGGCGAGGACGUCAGGCGCCUGCCGUGCAUGCACCUCUUCCACCAGCUGUGCGUGGACCAGUGGCUGCUCACCAACAAGAAGUGCCCCAUCUGUAGAGUGGACAUUGAAGCGCAAUUGUCUGCUGAGAGUUGA